ACCCCAAUUAGUCAUCUAAAGAAGUGCUGGCUGUGUGAAUUAUCAUAUGCAUCCUCUAUGUUGGGUAUGCAUAUAUGGUAUAUAUGUGCCCUUCACCACAGACAACUCUCUCUCCUCUCUCUAGUAUUCCUGCAAGGCAAGGCAGACAGGCCUUUUGUCACGAUGUUAGCUAGAGACCACCGAUAUUAAUAAUCUGUAGUAGCAUCACAACACAUAAUUGAAUGCUUUAGUGUUCAUAUCUGCUGGCUCUCACAUGGGGUUUCAGAUAGAUAGAUCAGAUAAACAGUGUUAUUUUCAGUUGUCAUAAUUGGAGCAAUCUUGACAAAUAUUUACUUGUAGUUCACCAUAACACCACCACCAUAGCCUGAUUCGCUUCUCUUCCCUUCUGCUAGCUAUAUUUCAUAUCAUCAGGACUACUUCUGUUCCCAUUCAAAGCCUUUUCUUUUUUCUUUUUUCAAGGAAAGGAAUUUCUGUUAAUGUUGUAUCAUCAUGCAUGUGUCUAAUUGGUCCAGGAUCGGCCAUGUUAGUUGUGGAUGAGCUUAACUCUCAAGUACCAUAGCCAUAUUACUGGUAUUUUCUUUUAUCUGAAUCCUCAUUCCCCAAAAUUUAACUUUAUUUCUUUUUGUGCUUCUCCUCAAUUCAUUAGUGUUAAAAUAUAAUUCAACGCAUCAUUGUAGAUUUUUCUUUUGAGCAGGAAAUAAAUUAAAGAGGUACAGUAAGCAGAGAGCUUAGAUUGAAUCUUCUUGUAUUGUUUACUUCCCUAGCUGCCCUGUUUCAUUCAACAGACUAUUGUUGACUGUUUCUUGAGUUCAUUUUCUGUCCUUUUUUUCUUCAAUACAAAAUGGUAGCAUAUAGAAACUUUCAACAACUUGGGCAUACAAGAAAUUAUAGUUUUAGUUUCUUAAUAGUUUCAGCCAUUUCUAGAAAUUGAAGCACUCAAUCUUUAUUAUUUCUGAAAGUCAAGGUUCUUGUUCAUACUAGACUAUUUCAACUGUUUAUAGACUACAGUUCUCUUGUUCAGUUGCCGAGUGUGAACUUAAAAUAAAGGGCUGGAGGUCAUGUAGAUGAAUGAAACAAAGAAACCAUAUAUGUGUUUUCCACAGACUAGUCUUGACAAGCAGAGAAGAUGGAUUCGGGAAAAUCUAUUAGAAGUCUUGCUGUAUCCCUUCAUUCUCUACUUGGGCUGAAGGCACAUCUGACUUCCAACUGGGUUAAAUCAGUUUCUGAAAUAAUAAAAACCCUUCCAACUGAAAAAUCAGUUGACAUGCAGCCAACCAAGUCUGAUACCGAUGAUGAUGGUGAUUCAAUUUCAAAAAUACAAGAUGAACUGACUGUCUUGAAUAACCACAUAAACCAACUGAACAUAAAGAGGAGGCAGAUCCUAAAUGAGUUCUUCGACUUGAAAGGGAACAUCCGUGUAUUUUGUCGAAUAAGACCUAUCGCAUUUGGGGAGAAUUUAGGUCAUUUAAGACCUGUUGUAGCAUCGAAUUCAAAUGAAGUUGUUCUAAAGCUUAUGGAGAAUAAGAGCAAGAGUUACAAUUUUGACAAGGUUUUCCACCCAGGUUCAUCCCAAGAUGAAGUUUUUACAGAAGUUGAACCCAUCAUCAAAUCAGUCAUUGAUGGUUACAAUGCCUGCAUUUUUGCAUAUGGGCAAACCGGCACAGGAAAAACUUUCACAAUGGAAGGUAGUGCAGAUACUACAGGCAUAGUGCCACGGGCUAUUGAGGCUCUGUUUAAGCAAGCAGUGGAUUGUAACCAUGCAUUUCUCAUCAGUUUCAGUAUGCUUGAGAUUUACAUGGGGAAUCUAAAGGACUUGCUUGUCCCCAAACCAACAAAAGCUACAGACCCGAUGCCACCUUGCCUUUCAAUUCAAACAGAUCCAAAGGGAGGAAUUGAAAUCGACAACCUUGUGGCCAUUAAAGUGAACGACUUCAACCAAGCUCUGAGGCUGUACAGAUUGGGUUGCCGAUUCAGAACAACUGCCUCCACAAAUUCCAACCUGACAUCUAGCAGAUCUCACAGCAUGAUACGGGUAGCAAUAACUUGCUUCGAUGCUGCUGAAAGGCGACGGGAAACAAAUAAAUUAUGGUUAGUUGACCUCGGGGGAAGCGAGCGUGUAUUGAAGACAAAGGCAUGGGGCAAAAGACUCGAUGAAGGGAAAGCCAUUAAUUUGUCACUCUCUGCUCUUGGGGAUGUGAUUAGUGCCCUCCAAAGGAAAAGGCACCAUAUACCUUACAGGAAUAGCAAGCUGACACAAGUUCUUAAAGAUUCCUUAGGUGAUGAUUCAAAAACAAUUAUGCUGGUCCAUGUCAGUCCCAAAGAAGAAGAUUUGUGUGAGACCAUAUGUUCUUUAAAUUUUGCAACAAGGGUGAAAAGCGUUCAUCUAGGAAAUGAGGAUACAAUUGAAGCUAAAGAGCAAAAGGGAGUUGCAAUGGCAGAUCUGCAGCAAGAGAUGAAACAUAUUGAAGAUGAACGGCUGCUUGUUAGAAGUGACAUUGAGAAAAUAAACAAGAAAUUAGAAAAUCUAACAGGGACAAAUCCAUCGUCUGAGGAGCAACUGGAGGCAUUCCAUUCUUUAAUCAAAGAUCAGCUUACAAAGAGCAGGAUAGUAGAUAUUACAGUGACUCCCUUAUCAAAGGUACCAAGAUUUAUGAGGCCAACCAUUUGCAGCAAAAGAAAAUCUGGGACGGGGCAUCAAACUUCUGAAGGAAGAGAUGACACAGUCCUGACAAGAAGGAGAAGACCAACAUCUCAUCGCGCAGAGUCUGUGAGUUUCCCUGUAAAGGAUCAUUCAGAAUACAAUUCAGACCGCAGCAUUUCCAGAUCUAGCUGUUUGGCUGAGUUGAACAUGAAAAUUAGUGCUGAUAAUGCAACAGAAUGCAGCCAAGACACAUCCGAAACUGAUUUUAAAUCUAAUGGUCUCCAAGAACAAGAAAGAGCACCAGGAAGUUUGAUUAGUCAAAAGGUUGGCAUCAGUCACAUCCAGAAAAAUAGCAGUAGACAGGUGAACAAAAUUAACCAUAUCAAAUUUUCGAAGGUUGAUAAUUGGCUGCAUCUACAGAAGAGUGAAUCCACUCUAAGUAGUUGCAGUCAAAGGACAAAACGGGUUUUAGCUGUUCCAAUUCCUGAGAGGAAACAUAAGACUAAUGUACAGAGCAAAGCAGACGAGAAAGUGCAAGACUAUGUGUAUACAAAGCAAGAAGUUGUCAACCAUGAUAAAUUAAAUAAUCAUGCAACUACAGGGGCAGUUGGAAAGCCCAUAUCAGAAGUGGUCAUUGAAAAACCACUGAAGAUGUUAAGAGAUUUAUUUAAUGAGGACUCAAGAUCCGAUGUUACUACUCCAUUACAGACAACUGGAGGGGAAACAACGAUACAAGUACAGCAUUCUGUGGAUGGCUCAUUAACAGGGGAUAGUGAAAAUGACACCUCUUCUCCACCAGAUGAGUGUUCUCCUAGACUUGAAGAAUGUGAGGAUGGCAACGGGGUCAAUGCUAUGUCAACUACACAGGCACCAGAAGGAAAAAUACAAAGUUCAGAUUGUUUCCUGCUAAAGAACAGUGGGUGCAGUGAAUGUUAUCCAUCUGAGUUAUAUACUACUUCUGUUUGUUCAAAAAGAGAUUCCGGUGUCUCCUUUUCCAUGUUAGAACUGGAAUCAUGCUGUCAGCAAGCACCCACUGAAUCAAAUAUGGAAGACAGUGAAACUCAAGGUUUUUACUCCUUUCAGCCCUCGGAAAAAGAGACAAGACAUGGCCUUCUUCAGUUGAAAUCUCAGAGAGCUUUAUUUACGAACAGCGAAAAUCAUGAGGACUUAGCUGUGCCCUUUGGUAAACCAGAAGGAAAAGCACAGAACACAGGAAUAUGCCAUGUUGUUAAGCAGAAAAUCGAGAUUUUAUGCUCCAGUGCUCUUCUAGGAUUAGGACUUUAUAACCUGGGAUUUGACCAUGAUUUCUUCUAUGGUUUAAUGCUUUGAAGCAGCUCCAGUGGAUGACGACCUGUGUAAUGAAUAUAUUUAUUUUUCUGUCUGUAUACAAUAUGCUCAUUUCAACUUUACUAUCCCUGGCAAGGCUACAACAGUGGGAUAUCCUAGAAGCUAUCUUGCGUAAAAAAAUCUUAUGCUGUGAGUCCAAUCUGUAAUUUUAUUUAUUUAUUUAUUUUUCCUGAACGAGAACUCACAAAAUGUAGCAGCAGCAUUAUUUAAAUGGAACUACAUAGGAUUUUGGAGGAA
Messenger RNA from Populus trichocarpa (black cottonwood), 4225 nucleotides. Its product is annotated as kinesin-like protein KIN-14T. The record is from RefSeq and is a predicted model, not a curated record. Gene Ontology annotation, biological process: microtubule-based movement. Gene Ontology annotation, molecular function: microtubule motor activity; microtubule binding; ATP binding. The transcript is spliced from 11 exons. NCBI's taxonomy places the organism in Eukaryota, Viridiplantae, Streptophyta, Magnoliopsida, Malpighiales, Salicaceae. Bases 1127 to 3970 code for a protein of 947 amino acids.